Molecule: messenger RNA, 1836 nt
Organism: Chelmon rostratus (copperband butterflyfish)
Lineage: Eukaryota; Metazoa; Chordata; Actinopteri; Chaetodontiformes; Chaetodontidae
Exons: 3
Coding region: 287-931 (214 amino acids)
Source: RefSeq, a predicted model, not a curated record
GGCGGUGACUCAGGUCCGGUCUGUGAACAUGGAAUAUGGGAUCAUUUCAGCGGUGCGUCUGCAGAGCGGUCGCGGAGCAUUUUAAAGAAAAUUGGCCCUCAGAGCUGAUUUUCAGCCAGAAAGCUGUCUCAGAACCGUAAACCUAAUUGAAAAGCGACCUUAAACGCUGCCAAGGAUCAAGUCUUUGUUGGUUAAUGUUCAACUCUGGAAGCUCUGUGCCUGGAGAGGGUCCUGGAAAUGGGAUUUUGCAUUUAGAUUUUGAAAGCAGCCAGACGCACGGACGGACAUGGGUAGCGGUACAAGCCGAGGGAAGAAAGUUGCACCUGCGUGUGUCGGCGAGGUGAACGUGAGCAAAACAGCUGCUGGCACCUCACCGAAACAGGACAACCGUCCGUUCAAGCCCCUCAAAAUCCAUGCAAUUCUGCGCAAGGCGCGCAACCGUGCGCAACCGGACUGUCACAGCGAGGGCCACGACUCGGACUUUUCCAGGGAGGACGAUGACAUUGAUGGAGAGCUGGACACGGUUCUUGCAGAUUACGAGGAGCGAGGGGGAGCCACCGUGAAGAAAAAUCCCCCCAAGAAGACCGUCAUCAGAUCCAAAACAUACGGACUGUGCCAUUUCAGCCAGGAAGACGAGGAGGACUUGAGCGCAAAGGAGCCACGUGGCUCGAACGGUGGCUCGAGAGGUGUAAACAAGAGGAGCAAUGAUGCUUUCACACACUUUAAAAGACACACACCUGCGUCCCCCACUCAGCACAGUUCCUCCUCUCAGGGCUUUGUGACAAGAGGGGCCUUGUUGGAAGCUGUUCCCACACCACAAAAACAAUCGACUUUUGGCAGCUGCCAUAGCUCCUCUCUCACCAUGCCAGUCAUCCUGUACGAUGGAUCAGAAGAAGAGCUGAUGGACACUAUUGAGAGAGAGUUUAGCUGACCCCCCCAGCUGAGGAAGCUGCUGUCCUUUUCAGCCGUCUUCGUGGGACGUGGUAGUUUGCAGAGGGACUUUUAAAAUGUUAGAAAAUAGAAAGGGAACCAGGGUUUCUUGUGACAACUUCCUGCUACUGAGGAAGGCUACACUCGGUGUAUUUAAGCAGGGUUUUCUUAACAAAUUCAACAUUGCUUGUGUUGCACAGAAGCUGCUGCACGCCAGGUCUUUGCAUUUACCCGAGUCUUAUUUAACAACGGGAUGCAGUGUAAUCGUAGAGUUAUAACACCGACUUGAACAGGCGCCAGGAGGUUCUGCUCACAGGCCAGGUCUGUGCACUGACAGAAGCCUCCUUGCUUUGUUAUCUGCAGUGGUAAGGUGUCACUGUCACCCCCUCAAUGCUGCCACUCUCCCACACGCAGAGCACACACCUACUUGCUUGUUACCUAUUGCUCACUUUAGUUUAACUUGUCUGUUAAUAGGUAAAGGACAGAACACGCAUUUCUCUGGGUGCUGAAACUGACCUAAGUUCUAGCACAUCCUUGCACCCUAUACACAAAGAAAACCAGCAGUUUUGUGCAGCAGUCCUGCAAAGGUAUGAGCUGGGGUUGUUUAUUUAAGGUUUCCUUCCUGACCACAUUUCCUGCACUUCUCCACCCUUAUGAAGAAGGAAUGUGCAGCAACAGAGACUUCCAGUCAGGCUCGGCUUGACUAAAGGUUCAGCCACAUUCAAGCAUUGAACAUGCUGCCACUCAGUGGUGGAACACAGUAGUAGUCGUGUGCACAGACACGAACGAACGCUGAAUGUGUCAAAAAAAACUGUACUUGUCUCUGUUUAAUGACAUGAAUGAAAUGUAGAAGUGGGGUUUUCUAAUUUUGUUUUAUAUUACAAAUAAAAUCUGCUGCAUUUCUGA